Messenger RNA from Leishmania mexicana MHOM/GT/2001/U1103, 984 nucleotides. Its product is annotated as putative XPA-interacting protein. The record is from RefSeq and is a predicted model, not a curated record. Lineage: Eukaryota; Euglenozoa; Kinetoplastea; Trypanosomatida; Trypanosomatidae. The transcript has a single exon. Gene Ontology annotation, molecular function: ATP hydrolysis activity; GTPase activity. The coding region runs from base 1 to 984 and encodes 327 amino acids.
AUGGUCGACACAUCUUCGUCUGCCCCGGCCUCAGCCUCGCCACCCAUCACCACUUCUUCCACCGAGACAACGCCAGUGGUGAUCCUUGUGGUGGGCAUGGCCGGCACUGGCAAAACAACGCUGGUGCAUCGCAUGCAGCACUACGCCCACGCGAACGGCAUCCGCUCGUACUUCAUCAACCUCGACCCCGCCGUGACCCACACCCCGUACAACGUGAACAUCGACAUCCGUGACAGCGUGAAGUAUGGGGAGGUCAUGAAGAACUACCGGCUGGGCCCGAACGGCGCUAUCAUGACGUCGCUGAACCUCUUCGCCACAAAGAUUCACCAGGUCGUGUCGCUGCUGGAGAAGAAGAAGGCGACACUGGACUGGAUCAUUGUGGACACACCUGGCCAGAUCGAGGUGUUCACGUGGUCCGCCUCAGGGCAUCUCAUCGCAGAUUCGUUUGGUGCUGUGCUCCCUACGGUGCUCCUCUUCGUCGCCGACACGGUGCGUUGUGUGAGCAGCCCGCAAACUUUCGUGUCGACCAUGUUGUACUCGAGCGGCAUCAUGCUCAAGCAGCAGGUGCCCCUCGUCGUGGUGUUCAACAAGACCGACGUGGUGUCUGCAGACUCGGUGAUUGCGUGGAUGCGGGACAACGACGCACUUGACGAGGCUGUGACUAACCCCCGCCGCAGCAAUCAGAGCAGACGCGCCGUCUCCGGAGAGCCCGGCGAUGACGAGAAUGCCGACUGGCGGGGCGAGGGCACGCGCAUCGGGGCGGCCGCGCUCGGCUCCCAGGAGGUGCUGCCCGCCAACCAAGAGAACAGCUACGCGGGGACGCUGGCGCAGUCUAUGUCUCUGUUCCUGCAUGAGUUCUACGAAGACCUACCAUACGCAGCAGUGUCGGCGGCGUCGGGUGCGGGCAUGAGCGAGCUCGCAGCCUCCAUUGAGCGGGGCAAGCAACAGGCACUCGAGGCCAAGGCAGCGCGUACUGCGCCAUGA